CCCCACCUCCACGCCGGGCUCGGAGCUCGCGCGCCCAGGUUCUUCGCUCAGCCCCGCCGCGCUCCCUUCUCCCCAUCACGGGCCGCCCCGAAGACUCUGCUGCUCGGCGGCGGGCUCACCUUUUGAGGCCACCUGGCGCCUUUGUUCGCUGCCAGCAUGAUGCUUUCCUUGAGGAGCCUCGGGGGGCCGCUGCGUUGGUGACGAGUGCCCGUUUUCCAUCCGAAGAAAAGAAGGCAUCCCGAACCUACGAGCAGCAAUGCUGGUGAAAGAAUACCGGAUUUGUAUGCCUCUCACCACUGAUGAGUAUCGAGUCGGGCAGCUUUACACCAUCAGUAAGCACAGCCAUCAGGAGAGCGACCGAGGAGAAGGGGUGGAAGUGGUGAAAAACGAGCCUCACGAAGACCCCGUCCAUGGCCCGGGCCAGUUCACCGAGAAGCGAGUCCACCUGUCCAGCUUUGUCUCUUUCUCUGUCUCCCCUUUGCUACCUUGGGAUAUCUGGAAUUAUCUCACAACGGAUGCAGAAUACACAUGCUCGUUCCUGCCCAAAUUUUCUAUCUACAUAGAGACCAAGUAUGAAGAUAACUGCGGAAAUAGCACCAACGUAUUUCUCAAUGAAAAAAUCUUGGGAGACCAUGAAGUGAUGUUCUUGGACAUUGCUUUUGACGAAAUCCCAGACCGCUACUACAGGAGCUUAGAGGAUCUCCGGUCCUUCUGCUCAGCUAAGACUGGUCGCGGGCCACUACAGGAAGGCUGGCGGGAACAUACACAGCCUAUCAUGUGCUCUUACAAACUGGUGACCGUCAAAUUUGAAGUCUGGGGACUACAAACACGGGUAGAACAAUUUGUCCAUAAGGUCAUUCGAGAUAUUUUACUCAUCGGACAUCGCCAAGCCUUCGCCUGGGUGGACGAGUGGUCUGGCAUGACCAUGGACGAAGUCCGCUUAUAUGAGAAGGAGACCCAGCAGGCCACCAAUGACAUUGUGGGCGUCAUGACGCCCACCAUCUCCAUCAGCGAAGUCCACCUGCCCCCCAGCACUCAGAGCGCUCCCUCCAGUGCCCCCUCCACGCCGCUCAGCGGGGAAGCCCCCGAGUUCCUCCAUGUGCCCAAGGACCGCCAGCGGAAAAAAUCCGCCCCAGAAAUGCUCUCGCUGCCAGUGCUGCGGGAACGUUCCAACCUGGAGUAGCAACUAUCUCGAGUCCCUAUUCCUAUCCUUGCAGAGGAGCUCGUGAAUUAAUUUCCACAGAAGAAGAUCUGGUGUCCUUGAUAUCCUUGAUUUUCCCCCCCCCAAAAUUGUUCUUUAAUUCCAGGCUUUGCCUGGUAUCGGGCAAGAGAGGGAACUCCAGUUGAUGGAAGCCAUUGUUAAAUUGGGUGGGUGCCUUGGGAGAACUUGGGGGAUUCCGUCAGAUCUUGGAAGCAUCUCUAAGCCUUCUGCUCUGUUCCCAGGUCCUUCAAAAAACACAUUCCUGGCCAUGUCUACUGCCUUGGGUCAAAAGGUUUUUUUUUGGGGGGGGGAUACCAUUGGACCAUUGCUUGGUCUUCUAGACUACAUGGCUCAAUCAACAUAAAUUGGGGUCUCCACCCUUGUGUGUGUGUGUGUGUGUGUGUGUGUGUGUGUGUGUGUGUGUGUAAGCAUUGGGCAUGGCUCUGUUGCAGAUGGAAAACUGGUCGAUAUAAAUUCAGUGCCAAAAAAAUCCAUCCUGGAAAUAGAUCUGUAGUGAAGGGAGUCUAAUUCCACAUUAAAUUACAUUUUCUAGCCUCCUUUGACAAGGACACAGUGGCUCAGUGGCUAAGACGUUGAGCUUGUCGAUCGAAAGGUCGGCAGUUUGGCGGUUCGAAUCCCUAGUGCCGCAUAGCGGGGUGAGCUCCCGUGACUUGUCCCAGUUUCUGCCAACCUAGCAGUUCGAAAGCACGUAAAAAAUGCAAGUAGAAAAAUAGGGACCACCUUUGGUGGGAAGGGAACAGCGUUCCAUGUGCCUUUGACAUUGAGUCAUGCCGGCCACAUGACCCUGGAGACAUCUUCGGACAGCGCUGGCUCUUCGGCUUUGAAACGGAGAUGAGCACCGCCCCCUUCAGUCGGGAACGACUAGCACACAUGUGCGAGGGGAACCUUUACCGUUACCUUUACUGUUUGCCGGAUGAGGAAAUUGUCUAAGAAAAAGAGGACAUCAAAGGAAGAUGGGCAGCUCCAACCAUCACUUCGUCAGGGUGCCCAUUUUUGUGAGCCCCAACAAUUUACCUUUGAUUUGCCUCCUCCCCCACCCUAAUUUAAAGCAAAGCCCAGGGGAAAGGCAUUUUCGCCUUUCUUUGCUAAUUGUACACAGGUAAGCCACUUGGCAGAAUGCUUUCCUGCUGUUCCAAGCAGUCAAAAACCUAGUUAGGUUCCUUUUGCAUGCUGGUCAGCUGCAUGUUACCAUUAAGAGCUGUGGUGGCACAGUGGUAAGGAUGUAGAAUUGCAGGCUGACUCUGCCCACUGUCAGGAGUUCGAACCUGACCGACUUGAGGUUGACUCAGUCUUCCAUCCUUCUGAGGUUGGUAAAAUGACCCAGAAUGUUGGGGGCAAUAAUUUGACUCUGUAAAACUGCUUAGAGAGGGCUUUUAAAGCAUCGGGAAGCGGUCUAUAAGUCUAAGUGCUAUUGCUAUUUGACAAUAACUGCCACAAGUAAAGAAUAUGCCAAUCAAACAUCUGAAAGCCGAGUAAGUAUUGAAGGCUCAGCUGGCAAAGAAUAACUCAAGACCAUGUUGGCUGGAAAUGUGCAGUGGAUAGACAAUAGCUAGAACGAUGAUGAUGAUCUGGAACCCAUUCUCCAAUCUGGGUUGCAUUAUGACACAUUUCUGAUUCUUAGGGGAGGAGAGAUUGCAAAGCGAUAUUAGCCAUAUCGCUGUGUUAUUUCAGAGCAGGAAUAGGUAAGCAACGUUCUCUCGAUAUUUUGGACUACAAUGAACAAUUUGUUGACAUUGGCUGAAGUUGAUGGGAGUUGAAAGCCCAAACUUCUGCAGGUGCCAUCCUGUCCCUUGCUUUGGAAGGUUUAGGUCUUGAUAGGUAUUUGAGAAGACCUGGGAAGUGCCUCUUUUCAUUCGUGGCCUAGCACCUCCAGAGAGAAUUCAGAAAAACCAAUCUGAAGAACUUCCGUAGAUGGCAGAAGAAUGCAGCUGGACAUGAAACUUUUGUGUCUAGUCCCAAAACCAUGCAGUCCCUGAACUCAAGUUGUUCCUUGCUAACUAGCAGUUCUCAGGUGGAUGAGAAUCCCAACAGCCAGAUCUUCAACUAAGGUGUCUUAAAUUUGUGGGAUUCUCUUGGGUCUCUUGGAGACUUCUCCAACACCAUACAGGCCUAUAAAUGCAUCCUCUUGAGUCUUUGGCAAUUUGAACCAUCAGGUUUAUGUUCCCAAGCAACUGAUGGCCUCUUUUCUCUAUAGCUCGGGAUCUUUUCACAGUAAAGGUACCUUCUGGAGGUCCAUCCAUGGGACCAAAGCGUAAUGCCUUGUGGCCAACUUUCCCAUCACUGCUAACUGCCCUUGCUGGAAAAGGGGCCUCUGCUGUCCCCAAUUCCAUGGACAUUGGCCUUUCUAGUCUUUGUACAAGCACAAUUUGUAUUUGCACUGUUGUGCAGGGAUAUAGUCCUGCCUUCCCCCUUCUUCUGCUUAAGCAUUGGUUCUAUGUUUAUCUUGGUGGGUUUGUGUUCUCUUCCUCUUCUCUCCCCUCCCCUGUAAGCAAGCUGAGAAGUUGUACCUUCAGUCCGCAAAAAUAGGGAAGGAUUCUAGAGGCAAGCAGAACAAUAAAACAGUCAGACAAAAGUUGGCACCGUUGAUUAAUCCACAACUGAGAAGCAAGAACGUGGUGUCUGAAGUUCUCAUGGACCUUUCUGGAUUCCAUUCUCCAUCCAGGAAGAAAGCAAAGUCGGAAUAGAUACGGUGCCUGCAUCUGCUGUAACAUCUGUUGGAGGCUUUGUAGGUUGUCCGUAUCUAUUCUGUUGACCUUCUGGUAGAUGCUACACCCUCAAUCCUCUCUUACCUGCAGAUUUGGGGGAGUAAGUGUUCAAUCCUUUCAAAACUCCACACUCCCAAGUUUUGAAGAACCCAAACACCAACCCAGAAGAAUCAGAGACUGUUCUUAAAACCACGGGUAGCCUCUACUCUGUAAGACUUGGCUAAGAAUGAACUUGUAUCUUCUCCUUGCAAGGAGGGAAGUAGGAAGAAAAACCCUGUAAAUAUUUUGUGAUCUGUGUGGAAAUCGUACUGUAUGGUUUUGCUUUUGGGUUUUCCCCCCCACUGGGGUGAUAAAAGGCCGCUUCUGACAGAAAGCUGUCAUGUGAUUGCUGAAUUGUUUUGACACCUGUGGAAGGCACGUGGCAUUAGCAAACCACCACUUGACUCGUCUCUCUCUCCUCCCUUCAAAUAGGAUAGGAUAGGACAGGACAGGACAGGACAGGACAGGACAGGUGCAGUGGAGUGGAGUGGAGUGGAGUGGAGUGGAGUAAGUAGAAUAGAUUAGAAUAGAAUAGAAUGAAAUUAGGAAAGGAAUAGAAUAGAAUAGAAUAGAAUAGAAUAGAAUAUAAUAGAAUAGAAUAGAAUAGAAUAGAAUAGAAUGAAAUUAGGAAUGGAGUGGAGUGGAAUAGAUGGAGUGCAGUAAGUAAAGUGGAGUGGAGUGGAAUAGAAUAGAAUAGAAUGGAAUAGAACAGAAUAGAACAGAUUGAGUGGAGUGGAGUAAGUAGAGUAGAGUAGAAUAGAAUAGAAUGAAAUUAGGAAAGGAAAGGGAAAGGAAUGGAAUGGAAUAGAAUAGAAUAGAAUAGAAUUAUCUUCUAUUCGAAUAAUAGAUUCUAAUUCUAGUUAAAAAAUCUAGUUAAUUAAUUCUGGAGUUUGUAGAACUGUUUGCCUAACUCUGCUAGCUAUUGAGAAGAACAUAUCUUCUCUAGCGAUGUAGUUAUUUUUUUAAUUGGGGGGGGGUAAGGAAUAUAGCGAUCGUGAGCUCCAGUGUACGCACAAAUAUGUUCUCCGGGCAUUCUUCUAAGGAUAAUUUUAAUGAGGAUUUAAUAAAACGGGAAUUUAAUUCGUUAAGUAUGAAGUGGGUCGAGGGGUAGCAUUGACCUUUAGCCUCAACUUUACAAAAUCGCUUCCCGCCUCCUCAGGGUCCUGUAGGCCACUCACAGAAAAUGAAAAGUGGGAGUACGUGGUCAGAUGCUUAGUUUGGCAUUUUGCCCAUUAUUUCUUAAGACAUGCAGCCUUUUUGGAGGUAGAGCAAUUGCGUUCCCAAAGAAAGAUGGACAGGAUUCCAGCAGGGG
Molecule: messenger RNA, 5278 nt
Organism: Ahaetulla prasina
Lineage: Eukaryota; Metazoa; Chordata; Lepidosauria; Squamata; Colubridae
Product: cytoplasmic phosphatidylinositol transfer protein 1-like
Exons: 9
Coding region: 257-1183 (308 amino acids)
Biological process (GO): phospholipid transport
Cellular component (GO): cytoplasm
Molecular function (GO): phosphatidylinositol transfer activity; phosphatidylinositol binding
Source: RefSeq, a predicted model, not a curated record